AUUAGUUUUACAUUAGUCUUAGCGCGACAGAUUAUUACCAAUAGAAAUUAAAUUUAAAUCACGUUAUGAUGACUGGAUUUACGCGUCCUAUGCAUUACACAAUAAACUAUGUAACAAAUGUUCUAUUCUCUGCUUAAUCAAUAACUCGAAGCCGGAAGAGCGCAGAAAUUGAAAUAAUGUUUCUAGCAACUCUCGAUGACUGAAGUUUUAUUAAGAAUAAAAAAUGUCUGUCUACGCAACGAAAUCGUAUUAACAAUUUAUGAGGAAGUAAAUAUUUUGUCGAGUCUACUUUACGAUAGGCAUCCCGAAAAAUCCAGUUAUGUAAACGUUAGUAAAUAGUAGUAUCUCUGCGCUAAUUGUUCUGUUUCUCCGAGUACCGUUAAACCGAAAUCUCCAGCAGAAUUUGAACCGGACACCGAACAGUUGCAACUCGGAAGAUGUUGCGGCUGUAUGCGGUGUGCUCAGUAAUUUUCCUUCUUGGCAAUAUCGUUAAUUGCCAAUCGGACGAUGAAAAUAUCAUAGAAGUUGAAACCUCGACGCCUCGCGGGAGAUUCUUCCCGCUGUUCAGCGUUAUCCGUUUUGCGAAUUCACAAUGUCUGGCUAGCAACAAUUUAAACGGCACUUGUUUCACUAGAAGAGAAUGUCGCCAGUAUGGUGGGACACCGUCUGGGACUUGUGCCAACGGACAUGGACUCUGCUGCGUUUUUCAAAAAACAUGCGGUGCUACGACAAAUGUAAAUAACACAUACUUCACAAAUCCGGAAUAUCCUAGAACUUACGAAGGACAGGGAAGAUGUACGAUAUCUGUUCAACGUUGUAACACGAACAUUUGUCAACUGCGUUUGGAUUUCUUGGAUUUCACUCUCGCCUCGCCGAAUAUCAGCGGAAUUUGCGACUAUGAUCAUCUCCUAGUUUCUGGAUCCGGAAGCGUAGUACCUCGAAUCUGUGGAGAAAAUGCUAAUCAACACGUGUACAUGGAUUUUAACGACGAUGCGCCGAUCAUGUUGUCAAUUGAUACGAACGGUGACUAUGCUACAGAUCGUCGUUGGAAUAUAAGAAUCCAGCAAAUACCGUGUGAUUCUCCAGCCAGAGCUCCAAAUGGAUGUCUACAAUAUUACGAUACCGUCUCGAACACUGUGACUAGCUUUAAUUAUGGUACAACACAAAAUCCAAGAGCACCAGGAACUGGUACACGGCAAAUGGCGAAUACGAAUUAUGGUGUCUGCGUAAGAAUGGAACAAGGAUAUUGCGGGAUCGAAUGGUCUCAGACGGCCAUGAAUUCCUUUACCGUGUCCGGAGAUACUGGCUCGCUUGAUCCUUCCAUAAUAGGUACUCCCACUGUAGCAGAAAUGGGAACAGAUUGUACGAAAGAUUAUGUUAUCGUUCCACAUCCCUUCGUAGAUAAUACGGCGCUUGACACGGAUCGUUUUUGCGGUAACGCUUUCGUGACAAAAACAUCAUACUCUAAACCGUUUGUGCUGUACGUUGUUACGGAUGGAGACGAGAUUACGGAAGUUGAUAAUAAAGGGUUCUCCUUAAUGUAUCGUCAAAUACCAUGUACAAUUUAAUGUGUUUAAUAAAUCAGUAAAUGGCAUAUGCACAUUGUCGUGUUAAA
Molecule: messenger RNA, 1615 nt
Organism: Ceratina calcarata
Lineage: Eukaryota; Metazoa; Arthropoda; Insecta; Hymenoptera; Apidae
Exons: 9
Coding region: 438-1568 (376 amino acids)
Source: RefSeq, a predicted model, not a curated record